AGCAUUUCAUCAAUUCCUCCUUCCAACCAGAACACAGCAAUCCCGCGUAUGCACUGUACACGACUCUGUCUCCGUUAAACGGGCUAGGAGGAGGGACUACGAGCACUACGUGCUUGAAGAACCGUUCAAAAUUGACCACGAGAAUAUUGUACACCUGGAAAUCAACAUAUAUAGUCGUCUGAGGAGCAGUUGUCGCCUUUUUGAAUCGGUUUAAUUGAUCGUGAUGUCCGCUUCGCAGUUUUCUGUCUGUUACAGUGUUGAUAAAUAUUGCUACAUAGCUAGCCAGCAAGCCAAUAUCGAGCAAACCGGAGUCAACCACCAACAUCGCGAGUUGAAUGAAGACGCUUUGAAUGGGCUGUAGCCUAUCCCGUGUAGAUAAGACAGUUGUGUAGCUAACGUUACUGUAGCUAGUUAUCUGAAGUGCAUCGUUUUUGUUUGUUUAUUGGCCUGUUAUUUCUCUCAUUGGUAUCGGUGAAGAAGAGACGAGCAGAUAUCGAGGACGGUAUUGAUUGGAUAUCCAUGAGCUCCGAUUUCCAGCACUACAGUUUCAGGAUGCCUAAUAUCGGGUUCCAGAACCUUCCCCUCAACAUCUACAUUGUGGUGUUUGGGACCGCCAUCUUUGUCUUCAUCCUCAGCCUUCUCUUCUGCUGCUACUUGAUAAGGUUAAGGCACCAGGCGCACAAGGAGCUGUAUGCAUACAAACAAGUUAUACAGAAGGAAAAGGUCAAAGAGCUAAAUUUGCAUGAGAUAUGUGCGGUGUGCUUGGAGGAGUUCAAACAGAAAGACGAGCUGGGGAUUUGCCCGUGCAAACACGCCUUUCACAGGAAGUGCCUCAUUAAGUGGCUGGAGGUGAGGAAGGUGUGCCCGCUGUGCAACAUGCCUGUUCUACAGCUCGCCCAACAGGCGGGCGUCACCAUCGACGUCACCAUCGACGUCACCGUGCCCAUACAGCAGCACCUGCCAGGCGUGGAAAAUCUGGUGUAGCGCAAACCGCAGUGCUCACACACACACACACAUGUACAGGUACACUUAUGCCUCGAUCACACCGACAGCGUCAUUGCAUUUUUGGUACACCAGAAGUACAUUCAUUUCCAAUGGAACGCUGUGUUUACCUUGUAGCAUCGAACUGUAUGAGUAGGCGGCUUGACAGAAAUGGUAGCAGAAGGUGAAUGCUGAACUUUUGCUGCACACAUAUCCAGAUGAUGCCGUGCACCAUUUUGCGCAAUGACUCUGUAGGUGCGAUCGAGGCGUUAUAUAUGAUUAAAAGACAGGGCAGAAAAUGGAGAAACACAACAGUGUUACGAUGCGGACAGAGACUCACGGCGACGAAGAAGUGAAUCUGCUGCCUCAUCUCUCUACCUUUGGUGGAUUCACAUACGGAUUUUUUUAUAAUAACGGUUCUUUUUAUUGACAAUUGCAUUUUUUCUUGUGGACACAGCCGUGGUCACUAUUCUGACCGUUUCACAACCAAAGCACUUUUCUGGGGACACCAGCGUGUGACGAAUAAGAGACAUAAAAACCAACAACUACCACACGUUGAUAUGAAAAUGGCUUCAUCGUUUCGUUUUCUUUUUAACGACUAAACUUGUAUUUUUUUUUCUUUUUUCUACAAGCACUUUAAACAUUUUACUCAAACUUAAAUUGCUUGUGAGGAGGUUGGAGUAGCAACAAGGUUAUUUUAUUAUUACGAUGAACCUUUUUUGUGUGUACAUAGAGCCACAUGAGUUCAUUUUUUAGUUGAGUGGAGAUUUUUCUUUGGGGGGGGGGGGGGGCAUACUAUCUUAAAGGGACAGUAGCCUCCAGAUGAAUUGACGUCAGGAUACUCGUGGGAUGCUCAAGGAACCUCAGAAUUCUGUGGCCUGAUCCUCCCUCUCCCUCACACAUGCAAAAAAGGAUAUUGGAGGUGUGUGUAUGAAGGGAGGGUCAGCCCAACCUCAGUACUUGGUGUUUAAACAACUUAAUGUGAAUUAAGAGGGCAUGGGUUCGAAUGUGGGUUUGUGACUAGGAUGUGAUUCACCGGUGCAUCCGACUCUGCGUCCCCUCUUGCUUAUGAAGGUUGUACAGUUUGUUACUCACUGCACACCUCAGCGUCUGCGUUCCCAAAUGGCACCCUAUUCUCUAAAAAGUGCACUAUUUAGGGAAUAGGGUGCCAUUUGGGACACAGACUGUGUGUGUUUUUUACAAGGCCUUUCUGUGGCCACUUUCACGGUCUGCAUCUGUCAUUUCAGAAAAAAACUAUAGUUACUAUUCUGUUUGUGAACUAAUUGUUAAAACGCAACAAUGCCGAGGUCGUAUUUUCAUUGAGAGAUUUUUCACUAGGAGGUUUUAUAAGGGUCGAAUCAAAUUAAAAUAGUAGAAUUCCCCAGACACACACUCCCAACUGUGGAGGGGUCCUGGCCUCAGUCACUUCCUGUGGACGAGCGACCAGGAAGUAAGAGUAACCUAACACCCCGAGCCCAUGGCACCCCUAGAGCUAACAUCCAAUCAUAUGCCUCUGUUCUUGUUACAUAAGAACCCCACCCCCCCGGCCCGCAGCGCUCCCAAAGCAUUACUCCAUUCAGCUUGUGGCAACGGAGCGCUAUGAAAACACAUAGUUGGAAGACUCCUCUUUGGUUUUCUACGUUUAAAAAUAAAUCCCUCUCUUGCUGUCCUCUGGUUUGAGUUUGAAUGAGGUUUAGCCUGAUGGAAGUCUAAAACAACUAUCCCAAUCGACACACUAAAUAUAAAUAGUAAACGAGUACUUCAUAUAAUGACAAGAUGAUUUAUAUUCCAUAUUGUCUCCGACGUGAUCAUGUCUAGAAUCAUAUAUUCUAUAGGCUAAUCUUUAUGAAACCUAGAACAAAUACUGGUCCACUAAGGCAGGGGUUCUUAAACCUUUCCAGUUUGAGCACCAAAUUAGAAAUUGAUUAUCCUUCCCUGACCCAAAUGGUCCGCCAACAACCCAAAUGAAGAAGAAAUAGUGCGUGAUUAUAUUAUCACAUGCCCAGGUCCCACUUUGGGUCCCGACCCAUAGUUUCCCUGCACUAAGGCAUUGUUGCAUUUUGACUGCUAUACAUAAACGUAUAAAACCAGACACGUUUGCUCAGUUAAUUGCAUUUCCAUUUCCAACUUUUGACACAGAAUGAUGGUAGUGAACGCUACAGGGUGACACAGCACUGCCUUGGAACGUGAAAGGCUUGGUGAAAUGUACCAAGUUGUGACACUAUGCAAACUAAGCAACAGACCUUGUCUCUUGUUUGCUAGCCGUUACUGAUGUAGUAACAGGACCACCCGGGCAUUCACUUCGUUCUCAAUUCAGUCAACGAUUCAAAGCUGCUUCUAUGAUUUAGUGAUUACUAAAAGCUAUUUAGCUUUAGCUUAGCAUUGAUCUAAUUAGGCUAUGAGGGAUGUAGGCUAAGCAUCUAGUUCAAAUUCUGGCAGCACUCAGCAUAUCGGUAGAUGUCAUUGAGCUGGUAUAGGCCCUGGUCAGCAGUCGUAGAGAAUAGGUGUUUUAGCAGGCUCAUUCUAGCGCUUUCCCCAAUUGCGCUCUCCACACUGGUGUUUUGUUCACCGCUACACACACACACACACACACACACACACACACACACACACACACACACACACACACCAACCCCUCCACCCUGGUGCUUUGUUCACCGCUACACACACACACACACCAACCCCUCCACCCUGGUGCUUUGUUCCACCACCUUUUGUGGGAUCACUGUAGUAAAAGUGCUGUGUGAUAGUUUGGAACAGAGGGGGAAACAGUGUCCCAUAGGUCAGGGGUCAGCUUGUGUCAAAGGUCACAGACUAGAUCUAGGUGAUGGGUCAUAAUAAUGCCGUUCAAUACACCUUCAUUUAUAAGACAGCCUUGUCUGUCCUAACAGGGUCGAUUCGGUUCUUCCCUCUUAAGUGUUUGUAACUUUUCAGGACCCCGGCUUUUUCAGUGCCGAGCAUCAGGCCCAGCUCCAGAACCACUGCGCUCGUGUCUCCUAAAAAUGGAAUGGUAUUCUUAGAGUUCUAGUCAAUUCUAUGAACUGUCUUCCGUUUUUGAAGUGUUAAGACCACAGAGUCAUCAACCACCCAACGAAAUUGACUGUGUCCAUUGGCCUUACUUUCGAACAACAACCGAGGGGAAUGUUAGCCUACUGUCGCUAGCUGGUGAAAAGAAUAGUAUAACAUUUGUUGCCAAUAUCAGAAACAAUGCCCCCCCCACCCAAUAAUAUCUAUUGUGUUGGAGGAUGACGAUUGUGAUUAUGAUAUUUUUUUUAACUUGUGCUUUACUUACGAUGUGUGUUCAUUUUGGCCAUUUGUUCGAAGAGACACUAGUCUGGCUGAAUGUGGAAUGAGAAAAACCAUAACCUUUUUAUUGAAGGCGCCCGCCGUUGCUAGCAUGUGCGGGUCGCUUCGGUACCCGUUUGACUCUUCUGGGUUCUUCUGUGUGGCUACACACACAAAUUUGCCUCGCAGGAACCUAUGGAGGUGUCACCCUUUCUGUAUAUCACUCAAAUAUAAGUAUAUAACACACCUCUUUGUACAAAGAGACUUCGACUCGGAUAUUCAUCUCAAAACUCCCAACUUUGGACCAGUCGAACUUAUCUUUUGACAACUAGCCCCACCAGACUCCCAUAUUGUAACUCGUAGCCAACAUGAAACACAGCCGGUCUUGAAGCUUCAUCCUCUACUACGUGUGGUUGUCUCUGAAUUUACGGUUUAGAGGGAGAUAUAACAUAGGACUGGGCGAGACCGAUAAUGUGAAAGCAUGCGAUGAAAUGGCGACUGCACCUGCAACCAAUUGUACCAUUGUAAUUGUACAUGGAGUAGUAGUAGUGUUGGUAGGAAGGCAUACUGCAUAAACACUUUUUACUGUGAGGGGUUGUGCAUUGUGCACCGAUAAUUCUUCCAUCAAACACUGCAUCUGCGCACUUAACUGCCAUUUGCCCAUCCGAGAAUUGUAACAAUGCCAGCCAUUAUGUAAUGAUUUCUUUCAAAUGAGAGUUGAAGGUCAGAAGAGAACCCUUAUCUAUUAUACCCCAUUUCUUCCUGUGUAACUCCCUAAUCCUUCCCCCACGCUUCUCGGACCAGACAUGGUUCUAGGUUCUCUCCGAGUCCUGGAAAGUAGCCACGGUCAAGUGCCAGAACAGCAGGCAGUUAUAGGCCCUUACGCAAGAGGAAGGAAUAAUGUGUAUAUUCAUAGUGAAUAAUCACCUAUCGUCUACUAGUUAUUACUGCACAAGAUACCAGGCCAAAUCUAUUUGAAAAACAUUGGGAGUUUGGACGGUUGAAUUUAGUGAUGAGUCACCCCACUGUAAUCUCCAUGGACGUCAGCAGUGUUCCAGAGACCGCCAGACUAUUGGGGCUGUAAUAUUAAAGGACUAUGAUGUACUUGCUUCAAUAUCAUGAAUUACUGAGAGGAGAGUGAGGCUCUUUGUCACGACAGCAACCAAAUUACGUAAUAACGGACCCCUUAUCGUGUAUCCUUUCUAUAAGGUGCUUUUAUCUCAGAAAGUAUACCCAGAGACAGAAGAGGAAGUGGAACAUCCCACUCCCUCAUUUUUGUUUUCUGUUUCAAUGGAAGCCAAAUGAACUAAGUAGACCAGACCAAGCUGCUAUCGCAUUGGUGUCUAUAGUAGAGCCAUCCCCUUAAGUAGACAUUUUUUUCAAUGGUAAACGGCCUGAGUGAACCAUCUUUUGUAUACCUAGCUGUUGGCACCCAUUUUGUGGGCCAGGCCUCAAGGUCAAAGCUGUGUAAUUGGCCGCUUGGGCCUCUAACACAUCACUGCCUCACUGAAAACUUUCUCAAUGUUGUGUAUGGUGUGCAUUUAUUCAGUGUAUAGUUCUUGUAGUGCGCCACCCCCGUUUAAGUACAUCCCCUGUCUCGCCCCUACCCCACUUUAUACCAACCUCCCACUAUGUCCAAUAGCCACCACCUUCUUCUCUCAGUGGGUCAACCUACCCCACCAUCUUACCCCAACCUCCCACACUUUCUUCCCUUGAUGGGUGAACCCUACCCCACCCUCAUUGGGGGGUCUACCCAUCCUACCCUGUGAUAUAACAUUGUUUAUAGAAUUAAGAAUUCUGCAGCAGAAUAUUUUUGAAGAAAUUUGCUGUACAGUAUUUGUAAGCUCUAUUUUUGUAUAUUUAAUUGCCAUUUUGGAAAGAAAAAAUAAUGAAUGCAUUUCUUUUGUUAAUUCUGUUUUAUUCAUAAUGUUUUUUUGCAUGUGACUGACUUGAACUGUAAAUAAAAUUACCACAUUUUGGAAA
Molecule: messenger RNA, 6249 nt
Organism: Salvelinus namaycush (lake trout)
Lineage: Eukaryota; Metazoa; Chordata; Actinopteri; Salmoniformes; Salmonidae
Product: RING finger protein 24-like
Exons: 6
Coding region: 520-984 (154 amino acids)
Cellular component (GO): endomembrane system
Molecular function (GO): ubiquitin protein ligase activity; zinc ion binding
Source: RefSeq, a predicted model, not a curated record